Messenger RNA from Salpingoeca rosetta, 1023 nucleotides. Its product is annotated as 3-hydroxyisobutyrate dehydrogenase. Bases 1 to 972 code for a protein of 323 amino acids. Gene Ontology annotation, biological process: L-valine catabolic process. Gene Ontology annotation, molecular function: NAD binding; 3-hydroxyisobutyrate dehydrogenase activity; NADP binding. The record is from RefSeq and is a predicted model, not a curated record. Gene Ontology annotation, cellular component: mitochondrion. The transcript is spliced from 9 exons. Lineage: Eukaryota; Choanoflagellata; Craspedida; Salpingoecidae.
AUGCUUGGCCGUGUGUUUGUGCGACCAGUGGUGCGCAGUGGCGCGCUGCUGCAGGGUGUGCGUUGCCUCUCUGUGUCGGCCUCUGCUCAGGGCCAACGCGUGGGGUUUAUUGGUCUUGGAAACAUGGGUGGGCACAUGGCUCGCAACCUGGGUCGUGCCGGCUGCUCUCUGGUUCUUCACGACGUCAACGCGGACAUUGCCAACUCGAUUGCGUCAGACUGCGCCGACGCGACCGUUGUGCACACGGCUGCCGAGGUCACUUCGCAGGUCGACACCGUCGUGACCAUGCUUCCUGCCAACCAGCAUGUGAGCGGUGUGUACCGUGAUGAGGCCGGCAUCUUUAGUGCCAUGCAGCCCAACUCCCUCCUGAUUGACGCCAGUACCAUUGACCCUCUUCUGUCCAAGGACCUUGCUGCAGAGGCCGCCAAGCGCGGCGCCGUCAUGAUUGAUGCCCCCGUCUCUGGCGGUGUUGGUGGCGCAGAGGCCGGUACACUGACGUUCAUGGUUGGCGGCACUGACGAGGCCUUUGGCCGCGCCAGCGACGUCCUCAAGCACAUGGGCAAGAACCUCGUCCACUGCGGCAGCAACGGCACGGGACAGGUUGCCAAGAUCUGCAACAACAUGCUGCUCGCCAUUGGCAUGAUUGGUACCGCCGAGGCCAUGAACAUGGGCAAGCGUCUUGGCAUGGACCCGAAGGUGCUUGCUGGCAUCAUCAACACCUCCACGGGCCGCUGCUGGUCGAGCGACACAUACAACCCCUGCCCCGGCGUCAUGGAUGGCGUGCCCUCCAGCCGCAACUACGAGGGCGGCUUUGGCACCGCGCUCAUGGCAAAGAAUCUUGGCCUGCCCAUGGACGCUGCUGGGGAGUCAAAGGACGAGAUGGAAUCGUUCUGUGAGGGUGAGUAUGCUGGCAGGGACUUCUCCUCCGUGUUCAAGAUGCUGUCUGGUGAAGGCCUGAGCAAGGACAACUGAUCCAGCACACACACGCAUGCAGUGCCUUUUGUCUCUCUCGCUUCCCCACAA